Molecule: messenger RNA, 3228 nt
Organism: Peronospora matthiolae
Lineage: Eukaryota; Oomycota; Peronosporomycetes; Peronosporales; Peronosporaceae
Source: the annotation of a GenBank genome assembly
AUGAGGCUGGCAAAGAAGGGAUUGCUAGAGCACCUAGACGCUAUGAAGGCCCCAGAAGAAGGAGACGCAAGCGCGUCAACUUGGAAAGUCAACGACAUGAAGGCCUUCGCGAUUGUGUCCACAAUGAUCAGCACAAAUCUUCAGUCAAUGGUGCGCACGGCAGAGACAACGGCAAAAGCAUGGGACAUACUGAAGACUUUCUUCCUGCGGCAAAGUAUGCACAAUCGUGUGCAGUUGCGGCGGCAACUACAUGAGUUCAAGUUGGCCAAGGGAGGAAGCAUCAUGGAUCACUUCCUGAGAUUUGACGAGCUGUGCAUGACUAUGCAAGCUGUGGGACAAGAGAUCUCACAGGAUGAGCAUUUGGUCAUCCUAUUGGGUAGUCUAACGAGAGACUAUGACCCUAUCGUCAAGAUAAUUGAGAACAUGCCCGGAAUGACACUGUUUCACGCUAAGGAAAUGCUGAGACGGGAGUACGAUGGAAUGGCGAGGACAGAACACCAAGAAAUCGCACUGAAAAGUACGCACACUUCCAAGUACAAGAAAGGUCCGCGCAGACAUAUGGGGAGAUCAAGUUCAAGAGGUGAAAAGUUUUCGGGAAGGUGUUACCGAUGUAACAAAUAUGGGCACAAGCGUCAAGAUUGCAAGGCUGAACAAGUGGAGACAGAGCGAUCUGGAGAAGAGAGAGCAUUUACUGCGUCAAGUCGGACGUCAGCUGGAUGGUUAUUGGACAGUGGGGCAAGCAGCCACAUGUGUCCCGACAGAAAUGAGUUUUCGAAUUUAAACUCACUGACGGACCCGAUCAUGAUCACCAUAGCAGACGGCAGCGAAGUGGAAGCGCAAGGUGUUGGGACAGUGCGCGUGCAACUCAAGACUGGUGAAGUGAUCAGGAUCGAAGAAACGCUAUGGGUGCCGGGCCUAGACCGAAGGCUACUGUCAAUAUCGGCAUUGUCAAAGAGGGGUCUACAAGUGAUCUUCUCAGAUCUGAGCUGUCAGAUCAGAAGUAACACGGAAGUCGUUGCCCAAAUACCAAGACGAAACAAGAUGUACGUCUUAGAGUGCAGUCCGGCUGAGGUAGCCAACGUUUGCGGAGAGACAUCUCAAGAGCAAGAAUCAAGUGACGGAUCAGGAGCGGCUGAUCUACAAGUGUGGCAUGCAAGAUUAGGUCACCUGUCAACGAAGAUGCUCAAGGGUAUGGCAGGUUGCGUCAAUGGAUUAAAGAUCAAGAAGAAUCAAGGCGUUGAAGAUGAUAUCGAGAUCUGCGAAGGGUGCAUCAUGGGUAAAGCAACCGUCAAGACGUUUCCGAAGUCACCAUACGGACACGUGAAAACCAAGGAGGUGUUGCAGUUGGUCCACAGUGAUGUCAUGGGACCUAUGGAAUCGAAGUCUCGAGGAGGAUCAAGAUUUGUCGUGACUUUUAUUGAUGAUUAUUCGAGAUAUAUAGUCGCAUACUAUAUUGAGAACAAGUCGGAAGUGACGGAUCGCUUUAUAGAGUAUAAGGCACUUAUGGAGAAUCAACUGUCCAAGAAGAUCAAGUGUAUCAGGACGGACAACGGGACGGAAUACGUCAACAGACGUUUCUCCGGUGUAUGUCGAAAAUCUGGUAUCAUGCAUCAGACGACGGUACCCUAUUCGCCACAACAGAAUGGGCUGGCCGAACGCAUGAACAGGACACUGACAGAGCGGGCCAGAGCAAUGCUCAGCCAUAUGCAAGUGGAUAAAAUUUGGUGGGCUGAGGCGAUGAACACGGCAGUCUAUGUGACAAACCGAGUUCCAUGUGCUAGUCACCCGACUAAAACUCCAUUUGAGUUCAUCUUCGGGAAGAAGCCUGACCUCUCCGAGAUGUGUGUAUUUGGAUCAAAGGGAUAUGCACAUGUCGACAAGUCGAACAGGACCAAGAUGACCAAGAAGGCGAUUCGAUGUAUUUUUCUAGGUUACUCGGAUCAAAUCAAGGGGCUUCGAAUAUGGGAUGAAGAUGCCAAGAGGGUGACGCACACGAGAUCGGCUAAAUUCGAUGAGAGACCACCACUUCAGUACGUGCAACGUUACAGCAGAUCAAGUGACCAAGAGUUUCGCGCUGUUCAUGACGAAGACACUGUUUCUAUCGAUUUAGAACAGCCACGAGUCACGAAAGACAUGGACAUAGCAAUGGAGGACAGUCACAGUGUUCAAGAAGAGAGUCACAUGCAAGACAGGCGUACAACAACGAUGGCUCUACCAUCAAGAUGCAGUAGCAAGAUGCCUGAACACGUGGGUUCCAAUGCUGACGAUCCAAUGUUUGAAAUUGAUGAUGUGACGAUGAUUGAAGAAGAUCAAGAAUCGGCUGAAGACGUGUCAAGACAAGGACAGAUGGUGAUACGACCAAGUCGACAGACAAGUAUUCAAGCAUCGCAAGAAACCGCGAUGGUUCCACUAGAAUCGAAGUGUGUCAAGAAAAAAGGCACAAAGAGACUACGUAUUGGGUAUGAGCAAGCAUGUGCAGCGUUCGAGACCCCAACGACAUACGAAGAAGCUCUUAAGUCACCUCGUCGUGAUAAUUGGUACAAGGCCAUUCAAGCUGAGCUCAAGGCAUUAGAGGAAAAGGACACCUGGACUGUUCAAACACAGCGUCCAAACCAGAAAGUGAUUGGAACCAAGUGGGUGUUCGCACUCAAACGAAACGAGCUGGGUGAGAUUAUUCGAUACAAGGCACGUCUUGUAGCACUUGGCUACAGGCAGACGUAUGGAGUUGACUACAUGGAGACAUAUUCACCUGUGGCAAACCUCAACUCAAUACGGGUGUUUUUGGCGGUGUGCUGUCAAAAGGGGAUGUUGAUUCAUCAAUAUGAUGUCGACACUGCUUUUCUGUAUGGCGUUUUGGAAGAAGAGGUAUACGUAUACCCUCCUCUGGGUGUUCGUGCAGAACAUAAUCAAGUGCUUAAGCUGAAUCGCAGUCUGUAUGGGCUGAAACAAGCGGCCGCUACAUGGUACAAGACAAUUUCGUGUGUGUUUGUGGAGAUGGGGUUCUCUUCAUGCGUGGCAGACUCAUGCAUUUUCGUCAAAGAGACCAAGGGCUCGUGGAUUUACGCUGCAUUAUAUGUGGACGACCUUCUAAUUGGGGCUGAAUCUACUGGAGUGAUGGAAGAUGUGGCAGCUCAACUAUCAAGUCGUUUCCAGUUGAAGAUACUAGGGGGUGUGUUCGAUACGUUCUUGGAAUCGAAGUCAAGUACCUGCGCAACAAUCGACGUCUGA